UUGGAUCUGCAGAUCCAUGUGUCUGAGUGACCUGUAUAUUAUAUUAUAUCAGAGUCAGGAGAAUGCUUGAUAUCAAGAUGAAGGAGACAUGUAGAAUCUGUGGCCGGGAGCUCUGUGGUAACCAGAGGCGAUGGAUCUUCCACCCAGCCUCCAAACUCAACCUACAUGUGCUGCUCUCCCAUGCCCUGGGUCGAGAGCUGACGCGGGACGGCAAGAGGGAGUUCGCCUGCUCCAAGUGCACGUUCAUGCUGGACCGCAUGUACCGCUUCGAUACGGUCAUCGCCCGGGUAGAGGCCCUGUCCAUUGACAGGCUGCAGCGUCUCCUGCAGGAGAAGCAUCGUCUGAAGCAGUGCAUCGGGGGUUUGUACUGGAGGACUAACCCAGAGGAGGGGGCUGUGGCGUUUACUGCUACUAGCGAACGCUCUAGAGAUGGAAUGGUGGAUAUUUCGGGUCUAACACAUGCAAAGUACUGUGCCUUGCUCCAGGAAGACUUGGUCUACUCUUUGUAUGAGUCCUGGGCAGAAGAUGGACUGGACUGCCACCACCAGCACCACCCACCAUGCUCUGCUGGGUCUGGGUCAGAGGCCACAGGUGCGGGUUCACACCACUGUCGAUCCAGCACUCCCAGGAGGUGCCGAGGAUGCUCUUACUGGCGAGUGUCAGACUCCGACUAUGAAGCAGUCUGUAAAGUGCCCAGGAAGCUGGCAAGGAGUACGUCUUGUGGGCCAUCAACCCGAUACUCAGCCAGCAUCGCUGGAGGGAGUGUGACCGGAGGAGGUGGAGAAAUGGAAAGAAAUGAUGUGGAGGAUUCAGAGGAGGCUCCCUCCUCUCAAACUCUGGUCCCCGGAUCUCAGGACGUUUCCCGGACCUCCGACAGUGAUCGCACGCUGGCUGGACAGGCUAGCUCCAGUCCCUCAAUUGCAUCCUUGGAAAUGGCUGAAGAAAACACUCAACCCGAGGUAAUGGGAGACAGACUGCUGGUCUCCUCAGGGGAAGCCAUGGAAGACCACUUUUCUGACUCUCUGUCUGAGGAGCACAUGGGAGCGACGUUCUGCUCGCUGGGGCCCAGUCUUUCCCUGACCCUCUGUAUGCUGCAAAGCUAUACAGCCUACCGGCCAGUCCAACGCACCAAAGGAAGCAAACUGCCAGUCCUGAUCCGACAGAGCUUAAGGAACGAAGGUUCGCGGCCUCGUUUCCCAGACAAUCUUUUAGGAAUGGCCUAUGGGGAGAGAGACAACCACAUGCCCACCCCUGAACUGGAGACCCCUUUGAUCAGGGUGAAUCUGGAAGACAAUCACAAUCUGAGCUUUGCUGAUAUGGAGGAUUUAUUGGAAGAUUUGUACAAAGAAUAUCCUCCCCCACCCCCACACCAGAGCCUCGUUGAGGAGCAGCAGAGUCAACUCAACCAGUACGAAUGUGCGGCUGGUCAGUGCGUCAGCGAGCUGCAGAAGGCCCGGCUCCAGGUGCAAUCCCUGCAGGCCAAGAUCCAGGAGAGUGAGGCCAACAACAUGAAGCUGCAGGAGAAGCUGAACGAGAUGGAGUGUGAGCUGCGUUCGCUCCGACAGGCCACCCAGAGUCAGGAGAGAACCAUUCAGGGCCUCACCGAGUCCAUCUCUACAAAAGACAGUGAGGCCCAGGAGCUGUACCAUCUGAUCGAAGGCCAAAACAACACUCUGUGUAAGCUGCAAGAACUGGCCCACCGUAACCAGCUCACUCAGAACCAGGCUGCUGCAGGGAUGAAUGAGUCCUUAACGCUUGCCCAGCUGCAAGGCGAGCUGGUCCGGGUGCAGAGCUCUCUGUUUUCUCUGGGUCUGGAGCUGGAUGCCAGCCAGAGGAGUCUUAGACAGAGCCAAAGGCAAGGGGAAGACCUGCUGAGAUUCAAGGACAGACUCAACUCGGACCUUCAGGAGGCGCUGCAGCACAGGGAGGUCACUGAAAAACACAACCAGGAUUUGCGCAGUGCUUUGCAGAAAACUCGCUCUGAGCUCCAGACGAAAGAGGCAGCUCUGAAGGAGUCUGAGGCUGAGAAGGUAGCAGCAGCACAGGAGAAGGACAGGAUCAUUGCAAAGCUCAAAUACUCCCUGCAGGACAAGGAGCAGCAGCUGCAGGAGUACUCUGAGAUGUUGGAGUCCACGAAAAGCUCCAAACCAAGAGAUUUCCUGCUGGAGAAGCUGAGGGAGCGGAUAAAAGAGAGAGACAGAGCUCUGGAGCGCUCCAUUGAUGACAAAUUCCACUGUCUGGAGGAGCGGGAGGGCCAGGUGAGGGCGCUGCAGCUCGCCCUCAGGGAGAAAGAGCGUGACCUGGAGAGGCUCCGCUGCAUCUUGUCCAACAAUGAGGAAACCAUCACGAGCUUGGACGCUCUGGUGCGCAGCAAAGAGCUGGAGCUGGAACAGGCAGCAGAGGCCUACAGGAACCUGCAGUGGCUGAAGCAGAAGAGCGAGGAGAAGGAGAAAACUGCUCUGAGGGAGAAGGAUGGCAUUAUUGAGCAGCUGCAGGCGGCCCUGCAGGCGCGCAGCCAGGAGAUGCAGGAUCUAACGACCGCCAUUGCUGCCCGAGGCCUGGCUGGUUCCGCCGGGCUUGUGGAGGAGCUCAGAGCUCGGCUGGCUCUUAAAGAGAAGCUCUUCCAGGAGCUGCUGUCUGACCGCAGCCGGCAGACUGAUGAACACCAAGCACAUGUCCAAGAUCUGCUCAAAACGCUCAGCUCUAAAGACCAGUAUCUGCAGGAUUACUCCUACAGGCUUUCCUUGGUGAUCAUCGAGCGCACCAUUGAGCAGCAGGAACUUCGAAAGCAGUUGACUCAGAUGGAGCAGGAACUGAGUGAGAUGAGGAGGGACAAGGAGAGGGAGAUGGGAGGAGAGAAGGAGCAUCUACGCAGCCUGCUUAAGGAGAAGGAGGCCUUUAUUAAGGAGCUGAUUCAGGAGCAGGAGGAGGCUGUGCAGGCGGAGAGCGAGGCAGAAAUGAAGGCUUUAAAGGAGGAGAUUCAGCUGAUGCUGAAGAAGGAGAAGGAGACUCAGAAGGAAAUCUUUGAUCUGCGUUCUUCUCUGGCUCUUCAGCAGAAUGCUGCUACAAAAGACAGCACUCAAUACCAGUGUGUGCUGGAGCAGCUGGUGUCCGAGUACAACAAUCUGAAUGACGCCCUAAAGGUUGAAAAGAGGUUAUACCAAAAUCUAACUCAGCUAAACAGGAAUGAUGGCAACAGCAGCUCAGAGACGACCCAGACUCUGCACACUGAACUGGACUCAGUUCAGGCACUUCGAGGACAGCUUGAGGACGUUCUGUCCAGGACCCGCAGCAUGGCCCUGGCACUGGAGCGGGCAGCUAAAAGGCAGUCUGAGUUUGGAGAGUUCAGCUCAGACGAAGAGGAGGAGGAGGUAGAUGAUGAAGACAGCAGUAGUGAGGAGUUUACUGACAGCAUAGAGGAGGAUGACAACGGCCUGAACUCCAUUAAGGCUUCAUUGAAGAUUCAAAGAGCAGGUGAAGAGUCGGUAGAGGGGACGUUACAUCAGAAGCAUCUUGGGGAAACUAAAAGGACUCUAGAUGUUCAGCUAGAAGACGUGCUGCCACAGCUGGAGGAGAAUGGAUUUAAGCCUUUAUCUAAGAUUAAGAGUGCCCACCAGAGGUCACAGAAGGAGAAUGGGGCUUUAACAGAAAGUCAGGGAGCUUCAGGGCAGAGGAGGAACACAGAGCGUAACCUCGAUCCCGAGGAGGAGGCUAGCAGUGUGGAGGGAGAGGAUGAGGAGUUUGAAUCAUGUCCAGUGGUGUCGGGGAAGCGAGGCCCCCCUGGUGUCGGUCUGAGCAUCGAGUCGGGGAAGAGGCACUGUAUGAGGCCGUGCUCCCUGGACCUGACGUCCACACAAACGGAGAUGACAGUAGAGUCCACUGGUGACAGCAGUGAGUCGGGGGCGAUUUGGCAGGAUAUAGAGGAGGGUCUCCGGGAGCAGGCGGCUCGUCUUCGCUCUGACCUGACUCUGAGCCUCCAGGAGAACAGAGAGCUGAGGGAGAGGUUGAUGGUGUCUGAAGCCACGGUCCAGGCCCAGGCUGAGCAGCUCAAGGAAUACAGAGAUCUGCUAACUGAGACAUCUGUCCAGCAGGCCAGUAAGCAGGUGCAGGUAGAUCUGCAGGAUCUAGGCUAUGAAACCUGUGGCCGCAGCGAGAACGAGGCCGAGAGAGAGGAUGCCAGCAGUCCAGAGUUUGACGACUUGGAGAUGUGCACGUCGCUGUCCCAGCCCCAGGACUGGGACGCUGUGGGAGGCAGCUGGUAUGCUGGUAACAGAGGAGCUCAUGAAAUGGGGGGUGAGUCUGCGUCUCUCCAGCAUGUGGUCCAGGACCUGCGCUCUCAGCUGACCCGCUGCCAUAAGGUGAUCCGUGGACUCCAGCUAAGAGUGCGCUCGCUGUCGGCCACGAGCGACUACGCCUCCAGCCUGGAGCGCACACCCCGCAAGGUUAACUGGGCGUUUGAGAGAUCAGCAGCCCACAGCGGAGUGGAGGACGACGAAGGCUGGAUGUCAGACACGCAGGGAGUCCGCUCCAGCUCCAGGCCCAGCAGGGAGCUGCAGGAGCUUAUGGAGCGAGUCGCAUCGCUUGAGGCUCAGUUGAAAACUAAUGCCGCUGGAGGCAAAGGUCAAGCAGAGGAGGGGAAAUGCGCCACCUGGCCUGGGAAGUAUAACUCUCUGAUCCAAGCACAAGCUCGUGAGCUGUCCCACCUCAGGCAGAGGAUGAGAGAGGGGCAGGGGGUCUGCCACAUCCUGACUCAACACCUGGGAGAUACCACCAAGGCGUUUGAAGAGCUCCUGAGGGCCAAUGAUGUUGAUUACUACAUGGGUCAGUGCUUCAGAGAUCAGCUGGCUCAGAGCAGCGCCCUGGCACAGAGAGUGCUCACCAAGAUCAGUGGAGGUGAGGAUGCCGAGAAUCAGAGCGACAAACGAGGCCAUGAGCUGCUUGCCUUAAGGCUGAGUAAGGAGCUGCAGCAGAAAGAUCAGCUCAUUGAGUCGCUCCACACAAAGCUCCAGCAGCGCCCUCAGACUCCAUCCAGCUGCCACGCCCUCUCUGAGACCACUGACCAUUCAGACAGGACCUCCCUGGUGUCUGAUGAGUACCAGAGCAAUGAAGACCUGGAGCUGUGCUCUGAUAUGAUAACCACAGAGUUUCAGGAGGAGCAGCGGCUGCGGCAAGAAGGGCCCUCAUUAGAACCUGAAGUCCGUCCAUCUCUCCCACCUCUUCGAGGCCUCCUCAAGGCUUCCAACAGCUGUCCCAGCAUGCUUUGCUCAGCCCCUGUAGGUCUGAACACUCCUGCAGGUAGAGUCCCUUUCAGUGCACCCAUCUCCUCCCUCUCUGUAUUCUCUGGCCCUGACGUCUGGGGUUAUGAAGUCCUUUCUGACCCCCGGCCCAGGGCCCUGUCUGUUGCCGCUGUUCGCCCAGAGCUGGACAUGCUCUACAGACAGAUGCAUGAGCAGAACAGGGGUUUUCCAGUUCUUUCACCCGGCCCUCAUACCCACCAUGACCUCUCAAGCUACAACCAGCUAUCCCAUCAUGCCUUUCAACACUACCAGCUUGGGAGCGUCCCUCAGAGCAACUCCAUUAAAUCUGACUCCGGUGUUAUAAGAGGAGGGCCUCUGUGGGACAUGGACGGCAUAGCUCAGCCAGCUGGAACCUUUUCUGAAAACCAAACAGCGAGCAGCCAAACAGAAGUAAAUUUAAUGGAGGAGCACCUCCGGGAGGUGAGAUGUCUACGCCAGCGCUUGGAGGAGUCCAUCAGAACCAAUGAGAGGCUCAGACAGCAGCUGGAGGAGAAACUUGCCUCCACUAGGCAGAGUGGAGGAGCACCGACAAACAUUUAUAUCCAGGGCCUGGACACAGUCACUCAACUUUCUAAUGAAAUCAGGAUCCUGAAAGAGGAAAAUCUGAGUCUUCAGUCUCGCCUGCAGGCCAGCACAGACACAAAAGAAGAAGUGGUGCAGCUGCAGGAGGCUGUGUUCACAGCCAGAACCCGUUUAAAGCAGGCUGAGCUGGAGGCCGAGCAGUGGAAGGAGGAGCUGAGGCGUCUGCAGGCUCACACUCAGGAGCAGGGGCAGCAGAUUCAUGCUCUGAGACAGGAGCGGCAGGCCAACCAGGACAAAACCAACAGGCUACAGCAUGAGAUGUCCCUGCUGCAGCAGCAGCUGAGUGAGAGCAGGGAGCUGAUCCACUCACUGCAGAGUGAGCUGCAUGUUUACGAUCGAGUGUGUUCCAGCACCAAGGCCAACAAAGGUUACCUGUGUGAGGUUGCAGGUUUCCCUGUGGAGCUGGGGGAGCUGCUGGGGGAGGUCAGGAGUCUGCGGGCGCAGCUGCAGAGCAGCGUCCAGGAGAACAGCGCUCUCAAACAGCUGGAGCUCCACAAACAGCUGGAGCAGAAGUUAGGAGUUGGAUCACCUCGGACUCCGUCUCUGUCUGCACUGACUGCCAGCCCUCAGAGGGAAACCUUCUACAGACGACAGCUGCUGCACGACCCGGCACCGUCUCCACCGGUCAGGGACAUUGGUCUGUUUAACUGUGGAUCACCUGGUCCCCCCUACUUAGACCUGGAUGACAGCCAUAGCCCUUCCAACGCAGACCCUCUUGACCCACACUCAGAACUGGAAGGGGAGGCACCUGAUGGAUCGUUUGCAAACCGUAACGGUCGCCACUACAUUGGCCACAUUGAUGACUUUAGCGCUCUCCAGCAGCAAGUCCUAGAGGGUCGGAGCCUGAUCCAGCGCAUGGAGACGACCCUGCAGGCCUGCCUGGGCCCACCGCUGCUGGAGGGCGAACAGAAAGAGGGCUGCGAGCUGGUUGUAGACUUUGGGUGUGUGAAAAACCUUCUGUCUAACACAAAGACUCUGAGGCAGAUCUUGGAGGAGGCGUUGUCUCUGCUAAAGAUGUUCUGGAGAGCAGCUCUGCCCAACGCAGAUCCCUCCUUACAAACCCUUAAGAAGGAGCAGUGCCUGCAGGAGGAAAUUUUUUCCUUAAAACUGCGAAUAUCUGAGCAGGAGGAAGUUCUUAAAGGGACAGUACAAAGACUAAGGAGCACCAGCCGCACCAAGGAGAGCAUGGAGCACUUCAUAGUCAGUCAAUUGUCGCGGACUCGUGAUGUGCUGAAAAAAGCUCGGACAAAUUUAGAGAAGAACGAGCUGAGACUCUCCUCUCUAAGCUCCUCCCCCUCCUCUCCUCCUGCUGCUGAGGACCUUAGAGGUACUUCCAGAGCAUGGCCUCCUGAUCAAGGUUUCCUGAAGCGCAGCGGCUUCCCUGCAGUCGCAGGAGGAGAAGCUAAUCAGCGUCUGGCAACCAGGAAGCGGAGCAGCGAGUGUCUGCUUUAGACAGUCAAAGCACCAAACCCAAGUGCUCCCAUCUCUGACCUCUCUGCUUAAACCGAACCUCCUCUGCAUCCUGCACACCAGCCUGCCCUUUUCAAUUUAACCUAUAUCAGCUUUUCCCUCCAAUUAACCCUUUCAUCUUUGGGACAAUACAGUCACAGUAUAAGCUGAACCUCCAGCCUCCCUUCCUCCUCUUCCCACCUCAUUUGUUUUGUCUUUGAGUGAAACUGUCAGCAGUUUGCCUUGCUGUGUGUUAGACUGAGAGGCAAUUUGAAAAGUGCUUCUGAUGGUUUCAGGGAUGUGCGUCCUGAAGACCGAAGUGUCUGAAGAUGCCUUUAAUCUCCGGUUGUGAUUGUAACUGUUUCUAGUGGGUUUCAAAAGUAUUUCAGGUACAGAGUCGUCUCCCAUCUGAACCCACACAGAGCCAGACAGCCUGUAGACAAAGAGGGUUUGUGAAUGUUUAAAGUGGAUUUGAGAAGUAUUCUUCACACAGGUACAUACACAUAUAGUCAUCUAUUUGUGUGUGAUCAAAUAGCGCACUCAAAGACAAAUCAAUUCCCCCUAAAGCUGCCACUAAAAUGCAAUUCUCUAACUUGUGGCAGUAACGUUUUUUGCAGAUGCAAUGCAAAGAAAAGUGACUUAAGCAAUCUCUCCCUGGACGAGGAAUGUACUGUAUUUGGGCUGUGUGCUUGCUGUUCUUGUGGAGAAAGCUAAUAAAUAGUAAGGCAUUCAGUAGCUAAGUUGAUUUGUUGUUGAGUGAUGCUACAGCAAAGUCCUAUGCCCCCAUUUUUUGUGUCUCAAAAUUUGCAAAAACAGAAAAAAAAAACUCAUAAACCAAGCAGAACUGGGAGUUGGGGUUACCAGAGGAAGCAGGCCGAUCACACGUACUCUCUGCCCAGCGGGGUUAGUCGUACGAGCAUGUGCAAUAACGAUGUUUCUUCAGUAAUUAUGCUGCACUGCAUCAUAGUUCACAGUUUUUGUCACAAUUUGGACACAACCAGUGUCAUGGCUGUAUUUAUUUCUUUCGUGUUGAUGCAUGACAGGGAUUGUGUACAUGAAAAUCUGGGCGUUGGAACAUCAUUGCUGAUAUUUGCCAAAGUUUGAGACUUAAUCUUUUUCAAUCUGAAUUACCAUGUCUACAUGAAUGAGAAAAAAACGGGUUUAACAGCAUCAGCAUUACCAGGCUGUCUUGUUUUUUUCUUCCUAUUUUUAAAGAGAAGACAUCCCGUGUGUUUUGAAACUUUUUUUGGACCAACACUUCAGUGGGUUUUUCAGUCAAAGCUAUUUGCUAUCGUAUCCGCUUGUCAUUUGUAAUAUUUCCUAAAAAAUAACAAAUUCAUACAAAAAUUCAAACUUUGGCAGGCUGUCCAUUGGCUCAAUAUUCUUUCAAUUUUCAUCUAAAAAAGCCCAUAUUCACUUUUCUUUUAGCUCAUUAUUUGCUGUACAUGAUGCCAUUUUGUGCUGUUUAUAGCUUUGUAUACAUUUUAGGGAUAUUUGUGUGAAAACAUCCAACAUUUGCUUUUUUUGCAAAGUUGAGUAUAUCUGGGUACUUGUGCAAUAGCUUGUUUUGGUUUAUUUUGAUGUUAAACAUCACUACGAUGUGUGUGUGCAUUAGCUACUCACCUCCUGCUGGGUACACUUCGUACACAGUGUGUAUUAAAGAAUGAAGCCACUUUAAAUGUGUUAUUUGCAAAGGCUUACACCUGAUAAGUAAUAGCAGACUAUGCCUUUAUCUAAAUAGUGUAAUACACUGAUCAGCUAUGAUACAGCUCCUGUUAAUGUUGCUUCGCUUGCCUUUAACCUUAGCCUGAGAGUUUGCUCUCAGAGGUAGAAAUGGCCUUCACCAAGCGUCUGCUUGAUUUCUGUUAAAGUAGGUUUUGUUCACGCUCGAUUUUUCAGGAAAAAAAGACAAUAAAGACAAAAGAAAGUUGCCAAGUAACUCAAACUUAUAGGGAGAGUUUUUGAAGAAUUGUUUUUUUUUGAAAAUGUUUUCUGAAAUGAUUGUGAAACACAAAAUUAACAGAGCACCUUGUUAGAGCGUAAACAAAGCCUUUUUUUUGUUGCUAUUUGCUAAUGAGAAGGGAACCAAACAGUGGAUUAUUGUUGGUAUUGAAUUGCAUAUGUAUAUAUCGCUAUCCGAUCGGUGCAGGCUUAUCCUGAGUUUGUGCUUCUUGAACUAGUUGGCCGAUGCAGGACUCUGAUGGAUCCUGUGUCUGAUCAGGUGUGUUCUGUCGAUGAAAAUGUUUUAACGAUGAUAAAUUGUGAGAAAGAGUGAAUAAAGCACUGAAAAAUGU
Messenger RNA from Cyprinodon tularosa, 9622 nucleotides. Its product is annotated as myomegalin-like. Gene Ontology annotation, cellular component: nucleus; microtubule organizing center. Bases 63 to 7331 code for a protein of 2422 amino acids. The record is from RefSeq and is a predicted model, not a curated record. Gene Ontology annotation, molecular function: zinc ion binding. The transcript is spliced from 41 exons. NCBI's taxonomy places the organism in Eukaryota, Metazoa, Chordata, Actinopteri, Cyprinodontiformes, Cyprinodontidae.